AUCCCGUUCGUUAUCAUCGCAUUGAUCGCAAAUCUUUUGUUGAUACGAAUUGUGCAUAAGAAACGAGAAAUGCACACCACGACAAACUAUCUUCUCGUGAGUAUGGCCGUUAGUGAUGUCAUCACCGUAUUGCUGUGGCCACUGUACUACUUUUCCUUCGCAAAGUUCGUUUGCAAGUUUUCUACGCUUGCGGAAAUCAGCAUCAUGGUUUCCUUCAAUACCCUUACUGUGCUGGCGGUGGAAAGGUACCACGCGAUUCUGAAGCCAUUCGAAACAGGACUGCGGUUAAAUAAAGAUAACAUCAAGCGGGCAAUCGCUUGCAUUUGGAUCGCAAGUCUCAUCAUAUGUUUUCCAGAAUUUUUUCUUAAAGAAUGGAGCGAGACAUACGCUGGGUGUAUCGGUCUCUGGACCUUACAGAUGAAUGAGGCAAGCCAAAUUUAUGUCGCCAUAAAUCUCACCAUAGCCUAUAUACAAAUAGUGGUUACGUUUUCUUGCUAUGGAUGCGUGAUUAAGGGACUUUACUUUAGUAGCAUAGCGUACCCAGAAACCGAAAGAGAGACAACAUCGGAGAAAAAGAAACUUGUCAUAACUCUAAUCUUGGCCACUACAGGGUUUUUAGUGGGUUACACGCCAUACCUUUUGGGCAUUUAAAGUAACAGGAAGUGAUAGAAACGAAGACUUUCUAUACGUAACGGAUUUCUUUUUCGUGAGCAGUUUUUAAAAGUCUAAACCCUAUGAUUUAUGGAUUUCGAGGCAGAAAAUUCCGAGAAAACCUUAAACGAAUGCUGUUUGGCUGGAAACCGACAACACAGAACGAAGCUAAUCUUGGACUGAAUAAAUAACUGCUUCUCUUAGCUGUUUUCGUCAUCAUCAGAAUGAAAAAAAUAUAUAAAAUUAAAAUUUUUUCGCCGUUAAUCUGUAGUUUCAAGUUCGGCGCCGCAAUGUUGUGAAGAAGUAAAAAAAAGGUGAUCGUAACAAAAUAACAAUAAACGACAAUAAUAAUAAUAAUAAUAAUAAUAAUAAUAAUAAUAAUAAGAAGAAGAAGAAGAAGAAGAAGAAGAAGAAGAAGAAUUUAUUGUUAAAAAAAAACAAUAAAAUAUUAAUGGAUAAAAUUAUAAUUAGUUUUAAAGACGAGAUUAUGAAAACGCUUUAUUUCUUGAAUAAAAUUACUACAACUGGUUUUUUUUGUUCUCGUAGUAUUUUUAUUUUUUAAGAUACCACGCGAUUCUGAAGCCAUUCGAAACAGGAAUGCGACUGCGAUAAAGAUAACAUGCAUCAAGCGGGCAAUCGCUUGUAUUUGAUCGCAAGUUUCGUUUAGACAAGUGCGCGGGCCGGCUGAAUGCGACUUAGUUUGAACUUCUAAUCGCCACCUAGUGUUUUAUGAUCGCAGCAUAAUAGCGUCUGCGGAGGAGUGGUGGGGGGGGGUUGGGGGAGGCAGAAGGGGAUGGGGGUGAGCAGUCAGUGCUAUUGCAGCUUUUUGUCACUAACAACUUUGCGAUCGCCUGUAUUCACUAACGAAUACAGACUUUUUGCAACAACAGAUUACAAGCCCUAUUUACUUUUAAAAGCGAGUGGAAGUUUUCUUAUGAUCAUUAGAUCAGGGACAAGAAUUAUUCAAAAACAGCAUCUCUUUUUACAAGUUAAGAAGAAGAAAGUGAAGCAUCAAAGUAAGUGUUCACCAAUGAGAAUAAGUUAACAUAAUGUUUUAUAAUCUUACUUAGACUUGAAAGGCGUCGCCGCCUUGUAGUUCUAUUGAAAAGUAGUCUGACUUUGCCUGUGCGGCAUUUAAGAGUCAAAGUUGCGAAGGAAGAGAAAAGAGUGGUACAGUGUACAUGCUUACAUACAAUAAACUGAACUUAGCAAUUGUGCUUUGCGAAAAUAAAGUAUAAAGACGUGUUGGGAAACUGUGUAUUUUUCCAACCGUAUGGUACAUUUACAAAGAAGAGGUUUAUUCGAAAAGCGAUAGCCCUUUCGAUUUAAGAAUAUUAAGCUGUUUCUCGUAACAUGAACUCGAUAAAUAGGUGAUAUUGAAAAAAAUUAUCAGGACUAGCGUUUAUUAAGAACUAUCACGCAGACAUGAAAGUUGUCAUUGCGCCCAGAAGUGCCUAGCAUUUUGCAUCUAUAAACGAAUGUAGUUAAGGGUUGUUAUCACUAAAACGAAAAAUAAAAAACCGCACAUGGAGUGAAAUAUUGAAAUAUAUUAAUUUGUUGGGUAUAGAAUAAUUAACCUCCAUAAAUUAUCAAAAACUUUUUUUCGCGUCGGAUUAUUCAAGUUAGACUUUUCCAUACAGUUUCCCAAGAGGCGUUGUUCGGCCAAAGCUAAUUGCUGUCCUUAAACUCAAAAUACACGACAUCAAAUAAGGCAAAAGCAAGAACGCUACUUUUUAAAGAGACGCAAUAUGGAUGAAAUCUAUAACCUUCAAUAUACCUUAUUUUAUUCAAGCAUCCUGUUCCUUCUCAUUGGAUUCAUCGGAAAUGUGUUGGUAAUACGAAUUGUUCACAAAACACGCGAGAUGCACACGCCCACAAAUUAUCUCCUAGUCAGCAUGGCUGUUAGCGAUAUUGUUACCAUUUUGAUGUGGCCGUUGUAUUUCUUUGUAUACUGGAAAUUCUUUUGCAAGUUAAUCGAGCUCGUUCAAGUCUGCAUAAUUGUUUCCUGCAUUACCAUGACUGUACUAGCAGUCGAAAGAUAUUACGCAAUAAUGAAAGCCUUAAAGAAACGGACAGCGCUUAAGAGAAGACAACAUUAAGAAGGCGAUCGCUUGCAUUUGGGUGGCAAGCGUUGUCAUGUGCCUCCCAGCAACGUUCUUUAAAGAAUGGAGCAAAACUUAUGAGACAUGUAUUGGUCCCUGGACUCUGUAUUUAAAUCAAGGUAGCAAAGCUUGUUUGAUUUUAGAUGCAGUUAUAUAUUCUAUUCUACUGGGGAUCAUGAUAUACUGCUAUGGAUCCUUGAUAAGAGGGUUUUACUUUACCAACACAGUGUGUCGCGACACAGAUGGAGAAAAGAAUUCUGAGAAGAAGAAACUUGUAAUCACGUUUAUGUUGGUAACCGUUGCUUUUUUUACUGGUUUUAUACCAACUGUAGUUUCUUACGUGAUCAUUCCGUCAGGAGAUGGAACAACAGAAGUUACUUUUUACGCUCAACCUACAUUUGUUGCUGAUUUUGUAUUCGUUUUAAGUUUAUGUUUCAACCCUUUUAUCUACGCUUUUCGCAGCACUAACUUUAAAGAAGGGUUCAAGAGUGUAAUUUUACGCAGAAAUCUCCAAAUGCAUAAUGAAGUUGCACAGCCUAGCUAA
This is a messenger RNA of Porites lobata, 3297 nucleotides long. NCBI's taxonomy places the organism in Eukaryota, Metazoa, Cnidaria, Anthozoa, Scleractinia, Poritidae. The record is from the annotation of a GenBank genome assembly.